AUGGAUGCAGGUGAAGACGGCCGCGAGAGUAUCUCUGGCCGCCCUUCUCCGGAUGGUUUGCCAGUCAGCGUGCGCUCCUGCCUGCAGCGGAAUCAUGCCGAAUUGGAACAGGUUCUGUGUGACUGGGUGGCGAAGUUUGCGGCAACACAGGAUCCAUGGCACCAGACGGAGGUUGCGGUGCCAGAAGAGCGUGGCAUCGCGCUGGCAGAGCCGUUCUUCGGGCCUAGGACUGGACGCAGCUUCGGACGCCCACCGAGGUGCACCCAAGAUGACGAGAUGCCAGAAGAUCCGGAGAAGGAGUCUCUGCCGGACGAGGAUUCACGCUGGCUCGGUGCAGACUUCUUCACAGCUUACGCCAAGGCUGAAGAUGAAGUUUGUUCGACGGACGGUUCCGAAAACAGCCUGGACCAGAUGCGAAAGACGGUUGCAGCCGCGAAGUUGUCCAAGAACGGCUCACGCGAGAGUGAGCACAGCUACUCGCGAAGCAUCUGGAAGCAGACGAACGAGUCCACCUGGAGUUACCUGCAAGCUGUCAGCCGCGUGAUCUUGCGCCAUCGGGUUUUCGACGCCUUGUGUGGAUCGAUCAUCAUCCUGAACGCUGCCUUCAUCGGUGCCCAGGUGGAGUAUGAAGCCGUGAACCCUGGAGAACCAGAGCUGGGCUGGUGGCUGGCAGGGCAAGCCUUCUUUUGCUUUGCUUACGUCGCCGAGCUCACUUUGCGAGUCCUUGGACAAGGCAAGAACUUCUUCGGCGUUGUCGAUUGGAGGUGGAACGUUUUUGACAUUUUUGUGACGUUGACCUCCGUGGUGGAUCUGUUGUUUUCGUUUCUCCUAUCGGGCAGCGAGACUGGUGCCCUUGCUGCCGCGCGAAUGCUGCGGAUGAUCCGAGUGGCGAAGAUAAUUCGAGUUGUUCGCUAUCUUCGCUACAUGCGGAACAUGAUCUUCACCUUGUUGCACACGCUCUCCUCUUUGGCAUGGAGUCUGGCACUGAUGGCUAUGAUCAUGUAUCUCUUUGCUGUUGCGAUUACCGAAGCGACGACUGCGUAUAGGGUGCAUCAUGGUCAGGAGUCGGAGUCUGUCAGGAAGCUUCAGAGGUUCUGGGGCCACAUCUCCAGUUCCAUGUACACGUUGCUGCUGUCCAUCACCAGCGGGAUCAGCUGGGUGGAGCCUGCCUCUGCGCUUAGCCAGCUGCACUUUGUGUAUGCUCCGCUCUUUGUCCUAUAUAUUUGUUUCAUGUAUUUCGCUAUGAUGAAUGUUGUUACAGGUUUUUUCUGCGAGCACGCCUUCGAGAUGGCCCGUUCCGAGAAAGAUUCGUUGAUCCAGGAGCAGCUUCGGAGGAAGAAUCAGUAUUUGGAGCACUUCAGGCAGAUCUUCGAAGAAGGUGACUGUGAUGAAAGCGGAGAAAUCUCCUACACAAAUGCAGCUUAUUGCAAGGAGUUCGAGAACUUCAUGCAAGAUGAGCAGGCAUAUUUGUCGCAUCUCAAUGUGGAUCCGGACAAUGCAUGGCAGAUCUUCCGCCUCAUCGACUCCAACAAGGACGGCUCCGUCACCCUGGAGGAGUUCACAACAGGGCUCUUGACAAUGAAGGGCCCGGCCAAGGCAAUCGACGUCAAGGGCAUUGUUUACGAUGUCAAGAAGGAAGCCCAGAAAACGAAGCGUCGGAUGAAGCCUCCGAGCAGCAAACAGCAGCAUUGCCGCUUCUUGUUGUUUUGGUUAAUGGAGACAUGGACGGUUGAUUCGCAGCCGACAGCCGACAGGUACAUGAACGGCUUUCCGAUCGGUGUUCAGAAGGAUGGCAAGUACUACCUCUACAACCACUUAAAGUUGGAUCUCAAGUACCAUUCGAGUGACACCUAUGAGGGUCACCGGAUUGUCGGCUUCGAGAUUGAGCCAAGGAGCGUCGUCCAGGCGACACAAGCGGAUCCCACCAAGCCUGGAGGCCUGAAGGCCGUUUGUCAGGAGGGAGCCGAUGCCCAGCUCAUGGAGCUCGACAUGUUCAAUGAAGUCAUCUUCUCAUACGACGUAGCUUGGGAUUACAGCGAAGUUCGAUGGGUGUCCAGAUGGGACAACUACUUGAAGAUGACUGGGGGCCAGAUUCACUGGUUCUCGAUCCUGAACUCCCUCAUGAUCAUGCUCUUCCUUUCGGGCAUGGUCGCCAUGAUUUUGCUUCGAACUCUUUAUCGUGACAUCACCAAGUACAACGAGUUAGCGACUGCUGAAGAAGCAGCAGAGGAGACUGGCUGGAAACUAGUCCACGGCGACGUCUUCCGCAAGCCGCGCUUCGGCCGCUGGGCCGGAAUGUUGCUGGAGUGCUUUGGCUCGCUCUGCAAUGCGAAAGCGGAAGUACGUGGGAUGAUCUUCAGUAAAGCUGCAAUGUUGACUGCUCGCGUGCACGGGCACCUGAAGAUGCCGGCCUGUGGUGACAGAAUCAGCCAAGUUCCGGCCGAGCAUCCACAUCAAGCACAGAUGCAUGGCAUGCUCAGCUCUGUGACUGUCAUCGGCAUCAAUGGCAGCACGCUGUUGGAGACAGUGGCGGUGUCAUCAGUACAGGAUCUGAACCGCCAGGUUCAGGCAAAGCUCAAAUCCAGGAGCUGCUGCAUCUUGACGGCUGAUGGCGAGUUGGUGACAGAGCUCGAGCAAAUUUCUGGAGAGCCGUUGACCGCCGUGGCCAAGAACGUCCACCCGUUGUUGCAGAUGGCAGGACUUGAAGACGAAAAUGGGAAUCUGGCCGGUGAUGUUUGUUCGAUGAAGGAUCUCGAGGAUGUGGCUCUUCAGGUGGCCGUGCGCUUGGCGGAGACGGCCUGCUGGUUCAUGGGACCAGGCCAUCUUUGUGGCUACCCCACAGUUGCCUGGGACUGGGACGAUGUUCUUGCUGCGCCGCGAGCACAUUUCUCUGCCACACGGAUUGGGCGCGACGGUGCGAGACAACACAUGAGGGUGGAUUUCGGGAGUCUGAUUGUGCCCCCCGGGGUGCGAGUCAUCGUCAGCGUCCGAGAAGGUUCUCCAUCAUCUGAAGCUGCUCGGGACUUCGUGACGCUCCACAGCCUUGCAGUCCAAGACAUCGUGGACAUCCGACGUGCACACCAGCGUGCGUGCGAUGCUCAUCGGGAAGAGCUCCUGGCAAGGCGAUCCCAGGCAGACACAGUCGAUGCCCUCAUCAUGCUACGUGAAUACACUGCCGAGUUGGUCCAUUUCGAAGUCUUCCACGACGUGUACAAUAACGAAGCGGAAGGCUACUGGUAG
Molecule: messenger RNA, 3240 nt
Organism: Symbiodinium sp. CCMP2456
Lineage: Eukaryota; Dinophyceae; Suessiales; Symbiodiniaceae
Source: the annotation of a GenBank genome assembly